CCUUGCAGGGCAGCAAAAGAGGCGGGAAACGGAAGCUCAGGGGCUCAAAGCCAUGGCCACAAGCGAAUCACAGAAGCAACUACUAACCCUAAUUCGAGAAUUCUCUUCUGAAAAGUCUCAAGGAGAACGCAGAGUAGUUGGUCUGAAGAAGCGAAUUGAAGAGAUACGGGCUGAGCUAGAUGCAGCAAAUGCAGAGCUUGAAGAUACGAAACGCUCAAAAGAAACUACGGAGCAGGAGCUUAAAGGCUACGAAGUUGAAUUGACCUUGAACGAUGCUUCGAUUCAAACCCUAGAGGCUAGAAUUUCUCAGGUUCAGGAUGAAAUAUCUACGGUUGGAUAUAAAGUAGAGGCUCUGAAGAAUGAAGAAGGAGCUACAAGAGAUGAGUUUAUCAGCAAAAUGUUUGAGAUCAACUUGGAGAUACGGUAGCAUUUAUUCAGAUCAUGUAUCUAUUUACACGUCUAUUUUCCACUUGGAACAUAAAAAAUUCAUGAUUUG
This is a messenger RNA of Malania oleifera, 496 nucleotides long. RefSeq lists its product as uncharacterized. NCBI's taxonomy places the organism in Eukaryota, Viridiplantae, Streptophyta, Magnoliopsida, Santalales, Ximeniaceae. The record is from RefSeq and is a predicted model, not a curated record. The transcript has 5 exons. Bases 53 to 427 code for a protein of 124 amino acids.